Molecule: messenger RNA, 3501 nt
Organism: Caenorhabditis angaria
Lineage: Eukaryota; Metazoa; Nematoda; Chromadorea; Rhabditida; Rhabditidae
Source: the annotation of a GenBank genome assembly
AUGAAUAUUAAUAUUCAAGAAAUAAUAGAGAAAGAAGAAUCGAAAGCAAAAGCAGAAGAAAAAGGAAGACGGAUUGGCAAAAUGUGGAAUCCUGAUGUUGAAAAUCUAUUUUCAAUGUGUGAUUCGGAGGCGAAAGGAUUUUUGACUAUGGAUGAUUUGAAAAAGGUCUGCCCACAAUUGGAUGAUAAUGUGAGUUUUUUUCGGGAAAUGGCUUUGAGUUUUUGAAAGAUUUCAAAGUUAUUGUUGAUAUUGUUAGAAUAUGAAAAAUUUGAUGAAUAAAACAAUUGUAUAAAUGAAUCUAAAACCUUGAUAUAUUUAGAAAUCGACUUUUUUCUAUUUUUUCGUUUUCAUUAAUAUAUAUUAGGUGUUCCUUUUUUUAUAGAAAUGAAGUUUAGGAAUUUUUAAGCUGAAAAUCCAGAAUGAUACCACGGAAAUGUUAUUUUAAAAUUUUCAUUUAUCUAAACUUUUUUAUAUCUCAGAUUUCCCUUACAAACUUCACAACAUUUCAGAAAUCAUAGCUUCUUCUUCUUCUUCAAAUUUCAUAUCGAAAAUUCUUCCCAAGAAAAUUAACAAUCAAAUUUUUCCAUGUGACUUUAUCCUAAUUCAACACUAGAACAAAAUGUGUGCUGGGAAAAUUGUCUCUUACCUCUCUACGUCUCCUUUCCCUCACAUACAUAAAUAUUUUUUGAUUUUUUUUAGGAUAUCAAGUUUAUCUUCAAGCAAUUGGAUUCAGAUGGAAGUGGAAAAAUUGAAAAAGCCGAAUUCUGUAAAGGUUUUGAGGAUGUUGUUAACAAAGGGGAGAACUCUCCAGGUAACCUUUGCUCUUCGAAAAUUCCUAAGAAACUCCCUGUUUUCAGGGCUCAAUGGUAUGCAGCGUCGAGCAUCAGUUCACUACGAUGAUACGGUAUUCCGGCGCGCAGAUGAGCAAAUUUUCGAUAGCAGUGAUACUGAAUCAACAAGUCGAGCUUCACAAUAUCUCCGAACUCUUGAUGAAGAUGUUUAUCACUCGGAAUCCGAUUCAAAUGUGAAUAUUGAUUUCAGUGUUCCAUGUCAGGAAGAAGUUUUAUUGCUUUAUGAGCAGCUUCAAGUGACUGGAAUGCCUCAACUUUUAAGGAAAUUUGAAAAAGUUGUUGGGUCAUUUUGUAAGGAGAUUAAAGAGAAGAAACAUGAGAAUGAGAGAUUGCAACAUAUUUAUGCGAGUGAAAGAGAGAUGUAUAAUCGGAGAAUGGAGGAAGUUGAAUGUGAAAUGGAUCAACAAUUGGAAAUUGCCGAGAUGAAGGCUAGAAAAGAGGUUGGGAAGUUUGGUUUAGCUGAAAUUUUCAGCGAUUUUUUUCUGGAAUUCUGAUUUCAAGUUGAUGAAGUUCAGUGGAUGAAAAUAAAUUUCAGAAAUUAAUUUUCAUUUGGAAAUUCCAGAAAAAAUUUACAGUUAACUUUAAAUUUUGAUGAUUCAACACAAUAAAUCUUUAGAAAAACCUGUUGAUCUAGGAAAUUUCGUAAUUUUAUAUAGCAAAAAAAAAACAAUUGUUCCAGGAACGCGAACGGCUCACAAAAGAAAAAGAAGACAUGAAAGAACAAAUGAACGAAGAAAUCCGAGAAAUGCGAAAAAAUAUCGAACGACUUCAAAGAAUGGAAACAAUUUUAGAAAAAGAAAAUGAUAAACUGAAUCAUCAAAAAAUUAUGAAUGAAAAAUUGAAAGAGGUCAAUGAAGAAAAUACAGAUCUUCGCAAAAACCUGGCUGAAAAUCAUUUGGAACUUGCUAUGAUAAAAAGUGAAUUGGCUAGUAUUCGAGCAGAUUAUGAUCAGAAGCGUGAAGAAUUGUCAGCUAGAAAAGGUAAAAACUGAUAAAGCUUGGGGAUCAUUUUGAAAUUUUUUUAUAGACCAAAUCUACAGUGCUUACGAGGAAAGUGAAGCUGUCAAAAAGCAACUUCAAUUAUUAUUGUGAGCAAAUAAAAACCUCUGUUAUUCAAAAAAAAAUCAAUAAAUUUCCAGUGAUGCAAAUCGUAAACUUCACGAGACCAAUGAGAGCCUCAGGGAUGCUCUAGACAGUCGGGCAAAUGUUUUAAGGCAGUUCAAUUUGCGAACACCGUCUCCUGGAUUAUUGUCAAAUCGCAGUUCAAUUGAAAAUUUUCAAGCUUAUAAUCAGGGAGGAACAAAAUUUAAUCCGGUGGCGUUGCAUGCGAUUAGUACAGAGGAAGAUGGGAGUGAGUUUGAGAUAUAUUGAAAAUCUUCUGGGUUUAGAUACAGUACUAAAAAGUGUUUUUGGAAAAAAACAGAAAUCACAAAAAAACACAAUUUUUUUCAAUAAUCAGUGUUCUUUAUCAACACAUUUUCAACCACUAGACUAUAUUUCAAUUUUGAUUCUUGAUCUCUUCUAGAACUAUUUUCAAAAAAUAUAAUUUCACAGCUCCGGAAACCUCAAUAAUUCUGGAUGACCCUAUCCCUGAAACGAAAUGCGAGAUGGGUUAUCAUGAACCGAAUGGGCCUGCCGAACGAACUUUUAGAAUUGUGAUGUGUGGAGAUGCCGCAGUCGGAAAAUCGAGUCUAGUCAUGAGAGUUGUUCGAAAACAAUUCACCAAUCAACUUCCCUCAACUCUCGGUGUCGAUUUUCAUGUGAAAACUGUUAAUGUUGAUGGGCACAAUGUGGCACUUCAACUUUGGGAUACAGCUGGGCAAGAAAGGUAACAUUAUUCCCUAUUUUUUUGUUUCAAAAUUUUACCUAGCUUGAAUUUUUGAUCUUAUCAGAAAUGUCGUUAAAAAGCCAUAAUUUUUACAUCAUUCUAUGAUAAGCAAAAAAUAAAGCAUGACAUGAUUUUGUAGAUUCCGAUCAUUAUGCAAAUCAUAUUUCCGGCGAGCCGAUGGUGCGAUUUUGGUAUAUGAUGUUAGUGCUGAACAUACUUUUUUGAGAAUCAGGGAUUGGAUCGAUACUAUUAAGGUGAGAAAAUCUGGUGAACCUAAACUUUUGGAAUUUUUUGUGGAUACAGAAAUGAUGAGCCUGAAGUUUAGAAUAAGAAGAAGUUCCAGAAUUCAAUUCCCACCUAUGCUUUCAAAUUCAGCGAAAACUUCUCACAAAACGCUCGAAAGAUCUAAAUUUUUCCAGGAAUCCACAGAAAGAAGUAUUCCCAUAAUCCUAGUCGGCAACAAAAGCGACCUCCGAGUUGGAGAUCUUGGCGCAGUCACUAAAUCAGAUGGUGCCUCAAUGGCGGCGGUAACUUUUCAUCUAGCACAUGUUUUUUUCUAAUUGUCAUUUUUCAGGCAAUGGGUGUUCUAUUUAUGGAAACCAGUGCACUUGACGGCAGUAACAUUGAUAACACAAUGUUAGCUUUGACCAGGUUUGAUUUUUGAACUAGAUAAUCUAAAGUUUCUACAGUAACUUAUGUAUGUAUUUUUUAAAGGGAGCUGAUGGCUGUGGAAGAUGUGGAGAUUCGAUCAACUGGUGUGAUUUUGUCGCCGAAGGAUAAGAAUAAUAAAACUGGGUGUUUCAGUAAAUGCAGAGGGUCAUAG